Molecule: messenger RNA, 915 nt
Organism: Papaver somniferum (opium poppy)
Lineage: Eukaryota; Viridiplantae; Streptophyta; Magnoliopsida; Ranunculales; Papaveraceae
Exons: 1
Coding region: 1-915 (304 amino acids)
Molecular function (GO): nucleic acid binding; zinc ion binding
Source: RefSeq, a predicted model, not a curated record
AUGAAAGAAAGCGAAACAAUUCAAGUAUUUUUCUCGAGAGCUUCAACCAUUAUAAAUCAAAUUCAAGCUUUUGGGGAUACAAUAGCAGAGAAGAAAAUUGUUGAGAAACUCUUAAGAAGUUUACCAUUUAAGUUUGAGCAUGUUGUUGCUGCAAUUGAGGAAUCAAAGGACAUCUCCACACUUUCAAUGUAUGAGAUGAUGGGUUCCCUUGAGGCUCAUGAACAACAGAUAAGUAGAUACGUCGAAAAGCCGAUAGAGCAAGCAUUUCAGUCCAAGCUGCACAUCAAAGACAACAACAACCAUGGUGAAAAUGGAAAUCGAUCUCACAACAAAAGCAUUUUUCACUCUAAUGGAAAGAAAAAUUUCAACCAUGGAGGAAAAUCAUAUCGUGGAUGGGGAAGAGGUAUUUUUCAUAACACCUCAAGAUACGACAAUUCAAAACCUUACUGUAAUGUAUGUAAGAAAUCUGGCCAUGAAAGUGAAAAUUGUCGAUACAAGUGCACCAUAUGUAAGAAAUUAAACCAUAUAGAGAAAGAUUGUUGGUCUAAGCAAGACAAUAAAGCAAAUUUCUCCGAAAAGGAUAAUACUUCUGAAAGUUUAUUAUUUUCAUGCUUUAAUUCACACCAAGAAAUACCAGAAAAACGAGAAACAUCAGAAUCACCAGAAAUUUGGUAUUUGGAUAGUGGCUGUAGUAACCAUAUGACUGGAGACAAAACUUGUUUUGUUAGUUUGGAUGAAAAUAUUAACUCUCAUGUUAAACUAGGAGAUGGAAAUCUACACAAAGCCGAAGGAAAAGGUGUUAUUUCUGUAUCAUCUAAAGUAGGACAUAAAUUAAUUCAUGAUGUCUUGUAUGUUCCUGGUCUUGCUCAAAACCUUCUAAGUGUGGGAAACUCAUACAAAGAUGUUAUGUUGUGA